This is a messenger RNA of Monoraphidium neglectum, 501 nucleotides long. RefSeq names its product 60S ribosomal protein L13-2. Gene Ontology annotation, cellular component: cytosolic large ribosomal subunit; ribosome. The annotation marks the transcript as partial. Gene Ontology annotation, biological process: translation. Gene Ontology annotation, molecular function: structural constituent of ribosome; RNA binding. The record is from RefSeq and is a predicted model, not a curated record. NCBI's taxonomy places the organism in Eukaryota, Viridiplantae, Chlorophyta, Chlorophyceae, Sphaeropleales, Selenastraceae. The transcript has 4 exons.
AUGGUGAAGCACAACAACGUCAUCCCGAACCAGCACUUCAAGAAGAAGUGGCAGUUCCGCGUUCGGACAUGGUUCAACCAGCCUGCUCGCAAGCUCAGGCGGAGGCAGGCCCGUGCUGAGAAGGCCGCCAAGGCCUUCCCCAGGCCUGCGGCUGGCCCUCUGAGGCCCGUGGUGCACGGCCAGACCAUCAAGUACAACGCCAAGGUCCGCCUCGGCCGCGGCUUCACCCUGGCGGAGCUCAAGCAGCAGCAGCAGCAGCAGCAGCAGCAUCGAGGCAGCUUCUAUUGUUUGCAUCUAGCUGGCAGCCCUGACGCCCUUACAGCCAAAAGCACAGAGGCGGGCAUCCCCGCCAAGCUGGCGCCCACCAUCGGCAUCUCCGUCGACAACCGCCGCCGCAACAGCAGCCUGGAGGGCCUGCAGGCCAACGUGGCCCGGCUCAAGGCCUACCGCAGCAACCUGGUCAUCUUCCCGCGCAACGCCAACAAGCCCAAGAAGUUCGAG